Messenger RNA from Exaiptasia diaphana, 2327 nucleotides. RefSeq names its product zinc finger protein 23. Lineage: Eukaryota; Metazoa; Cnidaria; Anthozoa; Actiniaria; Aiptasiidae. Gene Ontology annotation, molecular function: RNA polymerase II cis-regulatory region sequence-specific DNA binding; DNA-binding transcription factor activity, RNA polymerase II-specific. The transcript has 3 exons. Gene Ontology annotation, biological process: regulation of transcription by RNA polymerase II. The record is from RefSeq and is a predicted model, not a curated record. Gene Ontology annotation, cellular component: nucleus. Bases 161 to 1099 code for a protein of 312 amino acids.
UCAAGGUUUAUAUUGGCUACGUGCUAUUCAAUGUACUAAACAGCAUCAGAAAAUCGUCUACUUGCCGUUUGACCGACAGUAAAUCUGGAUAAAUAACGCUCCAAAGACCUCGGAGCUCAGUUUCAAGUAAUAAAGAUUCUAAAUUCAGAGCGUUUAUGCAAUGGACGAGUGGAUUGAAUACAAGUGCAAGUCAGGACAGACUUUGUUUAUUUACAACAAGUUGACAGGGGAACAUAAAUGGCUCACUGGCGAUGGGAAUGGCUCUUUAGAGGAGAGCAUAUUGAAUGGUGAACCGAUCAAACGCAAAGAAGUCUGCAGUAUUGGUACACAGACAGAUGACAAUGGCUGCAAUAAUGGCUGCACAUCUAUGUAUGCUGAUGUAAUUCCAGACCAGAUUUCUCAUGCCACAGACCUCCCCCCUCAACCACAACCAAUUGUACUUUACCGAAGAGAAGACUCGUUUGGUAAUCCGUCAGGUGGAGAGAGUAGAUUUGUUCAAGUUGAAAGGGAAGGAAGAUCAGUCAAUAACUCUUCUUCAGGAAUCAGAAGUAGCAGUGAAGCUGUGUUUACCAAUGAGCGGCAUCAGUCUACAACAAUCAGUGAAACAGCUUACAAUGCAGAAAUAGAUGAAAAUGAACACGGGUACUAUGUCGUUCACAUCAACCCACAUAGCUGCACUGAAGCCAGAUGUAUGCCUAACCACCAAAAAUACCAUGACCCCAUUGAUGAAGAAGAUGACACCAUAGGGAAACCUUUUCAGUGUACUCACUGUAACAAGCGGUUUGCACGGAAGUUUAAUCUCAAUCUUCACCUUAGAACCCAUACUGGGGAAAAGCCAUUUGAAUGUUCUUAUUGUUCAAAGAAGUUUGCGCAAAAGUCAAACUUAUAUGUUCACCUGCGCAAGCACACUGGAGAGAAGCCAUACCAAUGUAACCAAUGUGAUAAGGUGUUUGGGCAUAAAUGCAAUUUGUAUAAUCAUAUGAGGGCACACACAGGUGAAAAACCUUUUGAAUGCUACUAUUGCCAUAAGAAAUUCCAAGGGAAGCGGAAUUUGAGAGUUCACCUGAGGUCGCAUAAUUACUCUGGAGAAAGUUCCUGAUAAGAUUAACUGUACCAAGAGGUUUGUGCAGUAUGAAUUUAAUUACUUUCAAUUACUUGUCUCUAAUAGAUAUAGAACAAGUGAAAAGUAUUCCAACUCAAGGAAAUAGUCAGUAAUAAUUAAGYUGGUCUUAUUUGUGAGACUCUGUGCAAGACAAUAAUUUAACGUGACAAUAUUUAUAUGCUAACACCUACAUAGUUCAUUUUAUAUAUUGCACAUACUGCAUUUAAUCAAAUUCAAUAUUUAUACACUAUGUCAUAUAAUAAUAUUAUAUUUAAAGUAUUUGGGCACAAAACUGUGGUUGCAAGAAUGUAUCACAAUUUUUAAUGAAUACUAACAGUAAAAGGAGCACAUUACUAACAGAGUCAUUUUCAUCCGUCUGUGAAACAAUUACUACUAUUCAAUGUUUAAUAGUAACUAUCAGGGUGUAGUAGGCUACCAAAAAGCAAACUCAAGACCAUGUUUGCCUAAUUACUUUGUCGCAUUUCAUAAGUUAAACUAUUGGAAGCUAAUAGGGGGUAAUAGUAUUUAAUUUAAAUUAUUACAAUUCCUAUUUCACAGACGGAUGAAAAUGACUCUUUGUUCUUAUGAAAUGGAAAUAAAUACAGUUUGUAGCUAAUGAUUACAUGACUGUGUACAUAAAGGGAUUUAAUGAUAAAGUCAUAACUCAAUCUAUCAUGUGGUCAUAUUUUUGUACUGACUACUGUACUGAUCUAUCGACUGCAGUACAUAAGAAACUUAAAGAAAAUUUCAAGAACAUUUUUAAGGCUGAUUUGCCAGCCUGACAUCCAAAAUCAUGCAGGUGAUUUAUACUCUACAGCUAUUUCAGAAAAUUUGUUGUUCAGUAAUGAAGAUUUUGUAUUCCUCCAAAAUGCAUUUUUUGUGGGUAAUAUAUCACAACUUUAACAGCGAAUUUCACAGAUUCAUACUGAAAAUAUGCUCUUGUAGGAAGCAAUAAAUUUCCAGUCAAUUUGUAAUGCCAUUUGCAUUGAAUCUGAUAGCAACAAUGCAUUCUGUUCCUAGAAUGCUGCAAAUGCAGUAUUAAAGUUGACUAUUGUGGAGCUUCAGUUACCUUUUCGGUCAUUCUUUGGCAAAAGAAAAAAGAAAAAAUAGAAAGGACUGAUGUAUGUUGACUUAAUUCAAUGAUUCUUAUGGAAGUUGUACAUUCCUAUGUAUUCACAAUUUCUACUAACUUCAAUUUUAAAAGUCAAGUUAUUUAUUAAUAACU